AUGAGUGUCUGCCCAAAUGAUAAAGUCUGCUCAGAAUUUAGCGAUUAUGUUUUCAAUAAUUAUAUAGAUGAUGAAUCUCCAUUUCCCAAAAAUAUAUGGGCUAAAGAACCUAUGUUUGAUCCAAGGACAACCAACGCUGUUGAAAGUUUUCAUAGAACUUACAAUUCACAAUUUUAUAAGUCUCACCCACACAUACACUUGGUAAUUAUGGUUUUACAAGAAACGCAAGCUGAAACGAUGACAAAAAUUCGGUCAAUUGAAACCGACAGUUAUAAAAGUAUGAGUUUUAUUGAAAUGCAAAAAAUUAAUGCAACUAUAAUGGCUUACGAUGAAUAUUUAAGAAAUAAAUGUUCUAAAGAUUUACUAAAAUAUUUAUUAAAAGUGGGAAACAAGUAUUUAGGGAUACCACUUUAA
Macrosiphum euphorbiae (potato aphid) is the source of this 414-nucleotide messenger RNA. The record is from the annotation of a GenBank genome assembly. NCBI's taxonomy places the organism in Eukaryota, Metazoa, Arthropoda, Insecta, Hemiptera, Aphididae.